CCUUAAUGUCAGUGUAUAGUAAUUCUUUCUCGUAGUUUACUCCUGAAGUUGAUGACAUUUCGUAAAGAAAUUGUAGCGUAAGAGGCUAAUUUAAAAGAGCAAGUACAAGUGUAAAGAUGCCAGAGACGAGCAGUCAAAAUGUUUCGAUGAUCACGUGCACGGCGCCAGUAAACAUCGCUGUGAUUAAGUACUGGGGUAAACGUGAUGAAGAGCUGAUUCUGCCCAUUAACUCCUCUCUCAGUGUCACUUUACAUCAGGACCAGCUUAAAACCACCACUACAGUGGCAUGCAGCAGGACUUUCCAGGAAGACCGCAUCUGGUUGAAUGACAAAGAAGAAGACAUCAAUCAGCCGAGACUGCAGUCAUGUCUUCAAGAGAUCCGAAGGUUAGCGCGGAAAAGACGGAAUGACGAAGACCCAAACGCAGAGAUCACGCUUUCUCAUCGGGUGCAUAUCUGCUCCGUGAAUAACUUCCCAACAGCAGCUGGUCUGGCGUCCUCUGCAGCCGGGUAUGCCUGCCUGGUUUACUCGCUGUCCCGUUUAUUCGGUGUGGACACAGAGCUGUCUGUGGUGGCACGCCAGGGUUCUGGCAGUGCCUGCAGGAGCAUGUAUGGAGGCUUUGUGCAGUGGAAGAUGGGUGAAAGACAGGAUGGAAAGGACAGCGUAGCAGAGCAGGUGGCGCCCGAGACACACUGGCCGGAGCUCCGGGUUCUCGUCUUGGUGGUCAGUGCAGAGCGGAAGCUCGUGGGAAGCACCUCAGGCAUGCAGACGAGCGUCCAGACGAGCAAACUGCUAAAGCACCGCGCAGACAGCGUGGUCCCCGCUAGGAUGGACGAGAUGAUCCGGGCUAUUCAUGAACGAGACUUCGAGACGUUUGCUGAACUCACCAUGAAAGACAGCAACCAGUUUCAUGCCACGUGCCUGGACACUUUCCCGCCUAUCUUCUACCUAAACGACAUUUCCAGGAAGGUCAUCAACCUGGUGCAUCGCUACAAUCAGCAUUACCGCGAGACCCGAGUGGCGUAUACUUUCGAUGCGGGCCCUAAUGCGGUGAUCUACCUCCUGCGAGACCACGUGCCUGAAUUUGUCCAGGCUGUACGCCAUUUCUUUCCUCCGGAAUCCAACGGUGGAGAGUUUGUAAAAGGACAGCCUGUCCCCUCUGCCUCGCUGCCUGAUGAGCUGAUAAGAGACAUUGGAAUGGAGCCCACACCAAGAGGCAUCAGUUACAUGAUCAGCACAAAGGUUGGCCCUGGUCCUUGCACGGUAGACGAUCCAACACUUCACCUGUUAAGUGCAGAUGGACUUCCCAAGAAAUCUACCUGAGUGUUAAUGGAUCCAAUGCACACUAUUAAAUUUCUCUUGAUUAAAAAUAGCAAUAAAUAUAUAUCAAAUUUAGACUGAGAACUAUUAUUAUUAUUAUUAUUAUUAUAUUAUUUC
Clarias gariepinus (North African catfish) is the source of this 1436-nucleotide messenger RNA. It is a transcript of the gene mvda, whose product is annotated as mevalonate (diphospho) decarboxylase a. Gene Ontology annotation, biological process: isopentenyl diphosphate biosynthetic process, mevalonate pathway; isoprenoid biosynthetic process. Gene Ontology annotation, molecular function: ATP binding; diphosphomevalonate decarboxylase activity. The transcript is spliced from 10 exons. Gene Ontology annotation, cellular component: cytosol. The coding region runs from base 117 to 1322 and encodes 401 amino acids. Lineage: Eukaryota; Metazoa; Chordata; Actinopteri; Siluriformes; Clariidae. The record is from RefSeq and is a predicted model, not a curated record.